Molecule: messenger RNA, 258 nt
Organism: Penicillium diatomitis
Lineage: Eukaryota; Fungi; Ascomycota; Eurotiomycetes; Eurotiales; Aspergillaceae
Exons: 1
Coding region: 1-258 (85 amino acids)
Source: RefSeq, a predicted model, not a curated record
AUGAGUACAUACUACUACUACUACUACUACUACUACUACUACUACUACUACUACCAUGUACACGAACUCAAUGGAAUGUACACAUCUUCACAUGCCACUGCCAGCUUUCCGCUCUUCUUUCUGACAGACGCAGGCACCACAAAACACAUCACCUCCUUCAUGAACGAUGUCCCAUUGCUCAUUGGCACCACAUUGACCUCGGACAGUCCUGGACAAUGCCCAGCAAGUCAGAACUUUCAACCCUUGGUCGGAGGCUGA